Paramecium sonneborni is the source of this 1149-nucleotide messenger RNA. The record is from the annotation of a GenBank genome assembly. NCBI's taxonomy places the organism in Eukaryota, Ciliophora, Oligohymenophorea, Peniculida, Parameciidae.
AUUGUAACAAAAACAAAUUAUGUCUCAUUUGAAAGACAGGUAUGAAUUUGAAUAAAAAUAAGAAGGUUUCUAUAUUAAUGAGUAAAAUUUGAAUAAUUAUUGGAUAGAACAAUAGGACUAGAAUCGAUAAUGAUUAAUCAAAAAUAUUAAAUUAAAUUUAAUGGGACUCUAUCUUGCAACACCAAAACUUGAAAAAUAAACAGUUAAAGGAGAGAAUAAAUAAUUUAUUUUCUCAGCAACUAAAAUGCAAGGUAGCUCUUUAAAUUCAUAAGGUUGUAGGAAAACUAUGGAAGAUACUUAUAUCUCUAAUUUGGAUAUUGAACCAGGAGUUUCUUUAUUUGCUAUAUUUGAAGGAAAUGAUGGCAAGGAAGUAGCUAUCUUUGCAUAGAAACAUUUUGUGGAAUAAUUAUUGGCAAACAAAAAUUACUUAAAAAAAGACUAUAAGCAAGCUUUAAUUGAUACCUUUUUGAAUAUAGAUCAAUUACUUUUUAAGCCAGAAGGCCAAGAAGAAUUAAAAAAAAUUAAAGAAAAUAAUGAAGGUAUGGACUUAAAAUAAUAUAAAUUUUCAUAGAAUCACAAGCAGGAUGCACAGCAAAUGUUGCUUUAAUAGUUGGGAAAACAGUUUAUUUAGCUAAUGCUGGAAAUUUAAGUGCAAUACUAUGUAGAGAUAAUGCUCCAUAUGAAUUGAGUAAAGACCAUAAACCAGAUGAUGAGAAGGAUAAAAGAAGAAUUGAAUAAGCUGUAGGUUUUAUUUUGAGUCCAAGAAGAAAUGGUAUAAAAUUUAGUUAAAGGAAAGAUCAUUUACCUGCAAGGAGAGCAUUAGGAUAUUAAAAAUAUAAAUAAAAUCAAACAUCAAGUCAGGAGGAACAAAUUAUAAUAGCACUUCUAGAUGUGAAAGUGGAAGAAAUUCAAGCAAAUGAUAAGUUAUAACGUUUUAAAAGUCUAUAGAUUUGGUCUGAUGGAGUAUUUGAAAUUUGGAAUCAACAAUAAAUAAUAGAUAUGGAAAUUCUUAGAUCAAAUCAAAAGUGACAUAAGAAGCUAUGUAACAAACUUUAGAAGGAUUAUUUGAUUAGAUAAUCGCUAAGGAUGUAUAUAGUAAAAAUGAUAAAGAAAUAAAUAGAUGGGAUUGGCUGUGAUAAUAUGACGUGC